Molecule: messenger RNA, 969 nt
Organism: Aspergillus lentulus
Lineage: Eukaryota; Fungi; Ascomycota; Eurotiomycetes; Eurotiales; Aspergillaceae
Source: RefSeq, a predicted model, not a curated record
AUGGCACCGACUUCAAGAUUCAAGCCUGGAACUCCUCGAUUUAUCGCCAUCACCUCCAUCUUCUUUGUGCUCACCCUAGGCAUCCACUUCCACCUAUUUUCUAAAAAUGACACCGAUAACAGCAGGCCCAAUCUACCAGUCACCACAGAGCCGCCAGGCAUUGGGUUAGACUUGACCGGAUUCUACGGCCCACCAUAUGUCGAGAUCCCAGGCAAGUUUCUGGAUCUUCCUCGCGAGACACUUCGCUCGAUUCGCAAAUCAAUUGGACUCCCAGCUUCAAGUGACGUCGGAGCACUGGUUGCUAUGAUUCAGCAGCUCCAAGUCCAAGCAGAAGAUGUGCUCGGGGUGCCUCUCGCGACGGUUUCUUUCGUCCUCUCUACCCCUCAUCUACCUGCUCUGUACGGGGAAGAUAUCCAGGAUGCAUUUGAAUACCUCGGUCUCCCGUUUCCUAAAACAGGCUGGCGAGGCUCAUGGGCAUGGGUGAGGGACACUGGGGCAGCAUUGGCCGGCUAUGGCCGCUUUCUCUGCUCUGAUUAUCGGAAUUACCAGGCGUGUAAAUCAGAGAUUGAUCAGAUGCCCAUCGCCGAGGUCCUCUCCAUCUUGUACACAGAGAAGGGACUUAAGAUCCUCCAGACCGGCGUCAAGUCCGCUCACGCCGUGGCAGGCUCCUGGGACGACGAGGACCGUUGGACCUUGGGCUACGCCUCACGGAAUGAGGAGGGCUAUUGGGACCGGGUCGCCGUCAGACUAAUGGACUGGAAACGAAACUGGCCUGGCUCUCUAACCCCUGACCUGGUCUUGCUUUUUGGUGAGAGCGCGGCACAUGAAACCUUCCGCUCUGUUCUCGAGAAUGUCUUUAUCGAGGAAUUUGGUAGUGUCCCGGAAAUUCUAGGAGGGAGCGACGAGUAUGUUGUGGCCCGGGGGUCUGCAGAGUUUGCCAGAGUGUCAUUCUUUGGAGUACAUCAGUGA